GUCACAGGCGGCCCGGCGCGGCGGCCAGCGCGGGGCUCAUGGCCCAGUUCUAGGUCCAAUGAUUAGUUCUGUGACAAGACAGCAUGACACUUUGAGUAUGACAGAAGCCCUGAUGCUGCAGCAGAGGCUGGGAAUAUUAAUGGCCAAAUCUAGAGAUCAGAUGGUCUUCUGAAGAAGUCAUGGGUAGCUGUUGUAGCUGUCCAGAUAAAGAAACUGUCCCAGAUAACCACCGAAACAAGUUUAAGGUUAUUAAUGUGGAUGAUGAUGGUAAUGAACUGGGUUCUGGCAUAAUGGAACUUACAGAUACAGAACUAGUUUUGUACACCCGCAAAAGGGACUCUGUCAAAUGGCACUACCUCUGUCUCCGUCGCUAUGGCUAUGACUCAAAUCUUUUCUCUUUUGAAAGUGGUCGAAGGUGUCAAACUGGACAAGGAAUCUUUGCCUUUAAGUGCGCCCGGGCAGAAGAGUUAUUUAACAUGUUACAAGAGAUAAUGCAGAAUAACAGCAUAAAUGUGGUAGAAGAACCAGUAGUAGAAAGGAAUAAUCAUCAAACUGAGUUGGAAGUACCAAGAACCCCUCGAACACCUACCACUCCUGGAUUCAAUGCACAAAGUUUACCCAACGGCUAUCCCAGAUACCCAUCUUUUGGAGAUGCUUCAUCACACCCUUCCAGCAGACACCCUUCUGUCGGCAGCGCGCGCCUCCCCUCUGUCGGUGAAGAAUCAACACAUCCUUUACUUGUAGCAGAGGAGCAAGUGCACACUUACGUAAACACUACUGGAGUACAAGAGGAAAGAAAAAAUCGAUCAAGUGUUCAUGUGCCACUGGAAUCAAAGCUUUCAAACACUGAAACAACUAAAGCGAAAGAAGAUCAGAUGUGUACUGAUGACAGAGAUGCUCAGGUUCUCCUGGAGCCCGAAGGAGUGAAGUUUGUUUUAGGACCAACACCUGUUCAAAGGCAGUUAAUGGAAAGAGAGAAACUGGAACAACUUGGGAGAGAUCAAGUCAGUGGCAGCAGCACAAACAACACUGAAUGGGACACUGGGUACGACAGUGAUGAACGUAGAGAGACGCCAUCUGUUAAUAAAUUGGUGUAUGAAAAUAUAAAUAGGUUAUCAAUCCCUAGUGCCUCAGGGGUCAGGAGAGGUCGCUUGACAUCAACCAGUACCUCAGACACCCAGAACAUUAACAACUCUGCUCAGAGGAGAACUGCGCUGCUGAACUACGAGAACUUGCCAUCCUUGCCUCCUGUUUGGGAAGCCCGGAAGCUGAGCAGAGAUGAAGAUGACAGUUUAGGACCAAAGACCCCGUCUCUGAAUGGCUACCACAAUAACCUAGAUCUAAUGCAUAACUAUGUCAAUACAGAGAAUGUAACAGUACCAGCAAGUGCUCAUAAAGUAGAAUUUACACGACGUCGGGACUGCACCCCAACAGUCUUUAACUUUGACAUUAGGCGUCCAAGUUUAGAACACAGGCAGCUCAACUAUAUACAGGUUGACUUGGAAGGUGGUAGUGACUCUGACAACCCUCAGACUCCAAAAACCCCCACCACUCCACUUCCGCAGACUCCAACCAGGCGCACAGAGCUGUAUGCUGUGAUAGACAUUGAAAGAACUGCUGCUAUGUCGAGCUUGCAAAAAGCACUGCCCCGAGAUGACGGUACUUCUAGGAAAACUAGACAUAACAGUACUGACCUGCCCAUGUGAGCCUGGGGAGCAUUGAAUCAUUUGCACCUUUUGUGAAGUUUAUAAAAUUGAAGAUGCGAGUACUUUGCAUUUCUUAACACUAACGCCUUUUAUAGACUAAUAGAACUUUUUCUGCAUACUUCAUGUACUUGUCUUACUAAAGGGAAUUAAUGUAGAGCAAGUAUUCAUUUUAGGUAACACUAUUUCAUUCUACAGUAGAAGUAAUUACUGCAUAGCAGCAUCACCACCUUUCACAGUGCCUCUUUAAUUGAUUAGAGUCUGAGUGACAUGCCAGUUUUGAAUUUACAAAUAUUCUGGUCUGGUGCCUAUACUCAUUAAUGGCAUUUAUAACACUUUUUAAAGCCUCUUGAUAUGUGCAUUAUUAGCAGGUAAACCUAAUCUUUCAAUAUACAUAUCUGACGUUCAUUCCUCAUUGAAGUGGUUCCUCCAGAAUGAAUUGUGUGUAAUAUGUUAAUUCACUCAGUUUGACAUACACAAGAUAUAUUGGUUCAUCUCAAGGAAUAUAAACACUACACCUUUUUUGUCUGUGGGCAAGAAGGCCUCUAAUUCCUGACAGUUUUCUUAACUUGUGUGAUAUUUGAGAGGUCCCAUUGAUGGUUGUUGAUCAGAGCUAUAAACACAUCAAAAACCAACCUUAAGCUCCUUCCGUUGGAAUAGAAUUACAAGUGACAUAUCAAAUUCCCUCUGAAAUCUGAAAAUUUUAUCUCAUUAGAGUUUUGGGGUUUUUUGUGAAGGAAUUCACAGGUGGGCUGUAUGAAUUAAGGCUCUCUUGUCAUUUCUUAGUUCAGUGUGCCUUCUUUUCUUUGCAUUUGUGUGUUUCCUUUUUAUUUGUUCCAUAAUGUCUUGUUUCAAAAGUCAAAAUUUUGUACAUAGCUUUAAUUGUCCACGAUCAUCUAUGUGUUUGUCUUACUCUCUGCCUUUGACAAAGCAAGACUCUUGAAGGUCAAAUGGUUGUCUUCGUCCAGUGUUCCACUUUUUUAUGCCUGACAGAAAUAUCCCAGCUCUCCAGCAGCAUGCAUUAUUGCACAACUGGAAAGGUUUAUUAUGCAGUUAUUGUCUUCCUCUAAAGCAUCAAACACAGGUUACAUGGGAGGCAGGGUACUGGACUUGAUAGUUCUUCAUAGGAAGUUGUAUGUUCUAGCAAUGUGCAUCCAUAGGUGAUAAUGUACUUUAAUUUAAAAAGAUACGUAGUAAAUUAUCUGAAGGUAGUAUUAUCUAUGAGCAUACUUGUUUUCCUUUUGCAUUUGGUGAAUUUGGUUACAAUGAUGGCUGCUCAGUGUUACAGGUACAUCCAGGUAGAAUGUUGUUUGUUGAAUAUGCCAGAGGCACCCUUAGACUUUUUUUUUCUGUUUUGUUUAUUAAUAGUCUGAAUAAUCUUAGAAUUCUGGCAGUAUUGCAGGUGCACCUUGGUACUAGCAGCAGAAGAGAUUGCUCUUGAGCCUGUGAUUGCAAAGGAACUGACACUUGUGUGAGCUGGUAUGAUGUAAAAUAACCCUUGAACUGUGAGGAAAAACGUGCAAGAAAAGCCAUUUGGAGAUCUGAAAAAGCAUUAAGGGUCUCCACGCAAUAUUUGAAUUGAAGUUUUAUAAAAACCGAACUACAAUUAUUUUCUGUCUUUUAAAUUGGUGUGUAUUUCUGUUCCUACAACCUUUUUCUUUGGUCUUCUCUCAUUUAGUUGUGGCAGCAGUAGUAGCAGCACCUGAAAUAUGUCUCUUGCCAUACCAAUAGGUGGCAUCAGGCCAUCUUUUCACUCUGUCUUUCAUUAUUCUUUACAAACUGUAUGGUACUUGAAUACCAGAUGGACAAAAAACAUAAUUUGCUGAAGUAAAAGAUGAGAGUCAUUGAGACCAUUGUGAGGAACUUAAAAGAGAUGUUUUUAUAAAAAACCUUAUUAAUUAUUUAAUGGUCAGCUUCUGCAUACUCUUGUGAUAGACUCACUGACUUGUGAGGAGACCUUGGUACUCAAGAAGGUAAAGACUACCUAGAGCUAGGCAUUUUAAAGGUUGUAGCCUGGUAGGGCAUUGGUCUCUUCUCCCAGUCAGCCAGCAACAGGACAAGAGGACAUAGGCUUAAGCUGUGCCAGGUAGAUGUUAGCAAGAGCUUCUUCACAGAAAGGCCGAUUAGGCAUUGGAAUAUGCUGCCCUGGGAGGUGGUGGAGUCGCUGUCCCUGGAGGUGUUUAAGGAAAGACUGGACAUGGCAGUUGGUGCUGUGGUCUUGUUGACAAGGUGGUGUUUGGUCAUAGGUUGGCUUCAGUGAUCUCAGAGGUCUUUUCCAAGCCUCCUCAUUCUGUGAUUCUGUAACUGCUCCCUCACAUCUUUGCCAUUGCCUCACCUUAUGGACCUCCUGGUCUGUAGCGAAGAGAAUUUACCAUGUAUUGCAAAACACUUGCUGGGUUAAUAAUAUUGCUGUGAUUAUUGUUCUUAGCAUAUAGCUCACUAAAUUUGUGAGCUGCAUGUGUUUUGAGGCAAACCUGUUUGAUCUAGCCAGCUGCUUAGCAAUAUAUGGUCCUCAUCUGUAUAGUUUGGACUAAUUAACUGGACCCUUAAAACACACCUGUGAGGCAGGGAAGUAAUAAUAUUCUUAACUACUAAAUAGGGAAGCAGAGGCUUUGGGUAGAUCAUAAGUGACCUGCUGAAAUUUCAACAACCAGCCAUAUCCCUCCUUAGUUCCAGUGCACUGUCCUAUGCAUUAUUCUGAGUAGUCUCAGCUAAAAAGAAUGGUCUGAGCAAAUUUUUUACACUGUUGCAAGUUUCACAAUGUUUUCUUAGCUCUGGUUCCCAGAAUGGAGAACAAACUGAAAUUUCAACUGUCUGUAGCCUUAAUUAUAUUAAGAAGUCUGAUGACAUAUUUUCCAGAACUACUUUUUAACCUGCUAGGUUUCACAGGUGGGAUAAUGCUUUCUUGUUUUGUGUACACUCCAAACAUGCUGGGUAGUCCCUGUCACCCACACUACUCAUCUUUAGCAUUCCUUAUUUUCUGCCCCUUGAAGUAGAUGCAGUUGCAAUGCACUUUACCCUUUGAGACUUGGUAAAUAUUUUUUCAAUUCAGUCUCUUUUAAAGGCUGUGAUGUUAGAUUUAGUGUCUGUAAUCUAGGAUUCAGUUUUCAGCUGAAAUCUCUCCAUGGUAUUUAGAUCAUAUUUAUUUUGGGCCCACAGGUGUAUAGACUGAGAAACUAGAAAUAUGUAACCAUUUUCUUUAGUAAAUGUGGCAUUUUAAGUUUACAUAAACUAGGUCCUGUAAAAAUGGUAGCAUUUCCAUCCAAUUCUACUUUUCAUCCAUAAUGUGCAGUCCAUUGCUGCCCUUCAAACACAUUUAACAAGGGGAAACCUUUAACUGUAGGUAUUCCUUUAGUACAAUGAUUUGAGAAAGACAUACGUUACUGUAUCUUUUAAACAAGGAAACUGAGUUGUUAAAGAAAACAGAAAAGUGACCAAAAGUACAUAAUAUUGUGCUAGAAAUACAGGGAAUGAGAAUUUAUUCCAUUGUUAUGUCAGGAAAAUAAACUUUCCCUCAAAAUCAUGUCAGAAGGAGGACCAAUUGUUUUAAUUUUUGUGGUGUUUUUUGCUAACUUCCUAAAACAAUAUUGAAAAAGACCAUUCUGAAAACCAUGACACUCAUUAGAACAUCUUUUGUUUCCCCCCAAUAAGUAUAUUCUGCAUUUAACAGGGGUUGAAUCUGAUGAUGUGCAUUGAAGCACUGUUCCUAUUAAUGUCUUCAGAGCUUUUAUAGAAAAUAUAAGUGUUGAAGUAGAAAUUUCAUAUAAUAAAUUGAUAAAAUUUAUUCUUCUCCCCACCGCUCCCCCCAACUUGAUGUCUGGAUAUUUGUGUGUGUUUGCACCUCUGACUAGGGCUUGGGUGUAAAAAGGAUCAUGGAAAUGUGUAAAGUGUACAAAUUCCAAACCAAUGUCAAAACAGGGCUGCUUUUUAUAAGUGACGGAUCAGCAGUUGAUUUUGCUGGUUUUAUAACACUGUGCAUUGGCUCAAAAUCUGGUUGUUCUUGUUUUUGUUUUAUAUUUACCCGCUUCUCAAUGAGAGAGAUUCAAGAGAGAACAGAUUGUUCUUAUUCACUGUGGGUGAAGUAAGAGUGGAAAUUCUGCUUCAUAUCAGUAGUUUGAGCAUACAAUGAUGUAUCUGAUUUGGACGUCUGUUUUUAAGCAGUAUUCCUCGCUUUAUGUAAGGUGAGAUCCAUGGUGAAAUUCCAUUUCUGCACUGUACUAAUUUAUUUAAUGGCUGCAAAUAAGAUGAAACUAAUGGAGUAGAAACUAGUAGUGGACUUAAAUCUGAAAUUCUCCUAUUUCCCUAGAGGAGUCUGGUCCUUCAUUGUGAUAGAUAGAGUUAGGUGUUUUUGGAAUUUAAUGAUAUGAUCUUUCCCAUCUCUUCCUUGAGGUAGCAAUUCAGGCAUUUAUAUUUGACAGUAUUUACUUAAUAUAAACUUAAGUUCAUUUAUUAUAUCUUUAUUCUUAAUUCAUAUACACUCCAGGAAUAAAAAA
Messenger RNA from Melospiza georgiana, 6196 nucleotides. It is a transcript of the gene FRS2, whose product is annotated as fibroblast growth factor receptor substrate 2. Gene Ontology annotation, cellular component: cytoplasm; cell-cell junction. The transcript has 7 exons. The coding region runs from base 180 to 1706 and encodes 508 amino acids. The record is from RefSeq and is a predicted model, not a curated record. Gene Ontology annotation, biological process: cell surface receptor protein tyrosine kinase signaling pathway. Lineage: Eukaryota; Metazoa; Chordata; Aves; Passeriformes; Passerellidae.